UAGCGCUAGGCUAGCACGUUAGCUUUGGUUGUAUUUACCCAUAAUGCCCUGCGCUGUAGUCCACCUCCUGCUUAUGGAGCGGACUCUGGUCCGCUUGGUGUUCACAUUCAAACUGAACCAGAGUUCACUUCAACUGAACGCAGACUGAGGUUUGGAGGACCAGAGGUCAGAGGUCGAUUAGCGUCCACAUAAAAAAAAUUAAGUCAGAAUCUGAAAAGUGUGGCGUGCUAUUUUAUUCAGCACCAUCAGAACCGUGUUGUUGCCAUGACAGCUGCAGAACUUUUGAUCUACUGUUAAUCUCAUCUUUUCCCACAAAGUGCCUCAUAAGUCAAUAUAAAAAUCAUAAAGCAGAAGAAAAAAUAAACUGACUGUUAAAAAGUAAAACAGCUUCUUCCCACAGCAUGAUGCUGCCUCCGCCAUGUUUUAAAAGUUCAGUGAACUUCAGUCCUUAUGCAGCUUUGUUUUCCUUUGUUUCAACGUUUCUCGUUGUGAUUUGAUAAAACAGGUGAAUAAAAUGUUAAAUGAUCUGUUCCGGGUUUUAAAUGACUUUUCAUCCUGAAAAAAACCAAAACAUUUUGCUAAAGUUUAGGAAAAAAAUUAGAUCCAAAUGUAAAACAUAAAAAAUUGAUUUAGGAAUUAUUGGAUGUUGUGAAUAUUAUCUGUGAUUUUGAACCGUUUUCUGAACAUCAGGUUCGGGUUGGUUCCGGAAGUUCCUGCAGGUUUUCCGGAACAUUUGAGUUUCUGUAAAACGUCCAGAGGAGCCGAACCGACUGGAUCCUGAUGAGCAUCUCCAGGCUUUUACCAUAAUAUUUCACUACGAUGCUUUUCCUCCCGCGCUCUCUCUCUCUCCUGCUUCCUCCUCCUCCUCCUCUUCCUCUCUUUGCGCACCAGGCUCUCCCACCCUCGCUCCUCCAUUCGCUCACUGCGCUCUCAUCCUGGCCGUAGCUUGUGUCUCUGCCUACUCCGUGCGUAAGAGCGCACAGAUGGGAAUGUUAACGGAUGCUCUCCUGAAAAAGCGCUAUCGGAGCAGCUGAGAGCGGCAGUGGACGGACGUACAGCGGAGCAACUUCCCCAAACUCCACUUCAGCCCGCGGAGAUUUCAUUUCUGCUCUCCAUCCGCGCUCCUGUUUUCUCUCCUGUUUGGAUCAGGAUCUGCUGGUAAAAUGUCGGAAGGCGGCGCGGCGCUGCCGGACUUCUCCGCCCGCCAGCAUCGUGCGCCUUCCCGCGUCGCUCCAGGUUUGCUCGUUUCUGAGUGAAGUUGAAGGCGGGAAGCCAGCGCGAUGGGGGGCAGAUUCUUCCUGCUCGCCUUCCUGUUGCUCAAACUCACGGCUCUGGUGUGCAAGGCGGACGGGGAGCCGGGGCUGCUCGGCGGCUUCGUCAUGAUCGCCACGUCCAACGGGUCCCGGGAGGAGGACGGCGCGCCGGAGGAGGCGCCGCACACCGAGGAGCAGUGCCGGGGUUACUACGACGUGAUGGGCCAGUGGGACCCGCCGUUCGUCUGUAAGACCGGAGACUACCUGUACUGCUGCGGCACCUGUGGCUUCCGCUUCUGCUGCUCCCUGAAACACUCGCGGCUGGAUCAGAGCACCUGCAAGAACUACGACACGCCGGUGUGGAUGAAGACCGGCCAGACGCCCUACAAGAAGAUGAACAAGAUGCACGACAGCACCAAAGACAAGACCAACCUGAUCGUCUACAUCAUCUGCGGCGUGGUGGCCAUCAUGGCUCUGGUCGGCAUCUUCACCAAGCUGGGGCUGGAGAAGGCGCACCGGCCGCAGAGGGAGAACAUGUCCAGGGCCGUAGCCAACGUGCUGCAGGGCAGGGGCCCAGGUGAGCCGUUCCGGGGGGAGGAGGCCCUCGGGAUUCACUCUCAGCACUUCGUCUCCAGACCGCCAGCCCUCCAAGGCGGCCAGCUGAACACCAACGUGGCAGCGAGCUCCAGCGUUGGCCCACAGCACCCCUACCCGGCGCUCAGCCAGCUGGCUCAGGCCUACGAACAGCAGCAGCAGCAGCAGAACACCGACCUGAACAAGUACGCCUCCCUGAAGGCCGUAGCUGCCAAGUACAACGGAGAAAUCUACAACAAGCGGCGGCUGAUGGUGGAGCUCCCGACGAAAGGCGGCCUUCCUCUCCAACCGAUGGGAAACUCUCGGAGCGCCAUGGGCAACCUGUCGAUGACGCAGUCAAUGGCCGCCAACACCAUGUCGUCAAACCCCCUCACCUCUAACUCCUUGAACCCCUCCAUGACGCAGAUGGUUUCAAUGGCCCCAAUGGCUUCAAUGGCCCCAAUGGUUUCAAUGGCCCCAAUGGCUUCAAUGACAGCAAUGACAUCUGUGCCGCAGAUGACCUCACUCUCCCCAAUGCUCUCCAUAACCCCCAUGACCUCUUUAGGUCCACUAACUCCAGAGCCUGUGGCCACCUACGUGACGGAGAUGCCCAGCAUCUCGUCCGUCUCCACCCUGCCGUCGGAGCGGCACAUUGCGGGCGGCAGCGGCGGACUCAAGCCCAACGGCCAAAAGCCCAAAGGCGGCCACGCGGCCCACAGCUCCUACAGCUCCUACAGUUCCCACACGCACACCCACACCCACACCCACAGUAGCAAGGCGCCAGGACUCGGGGCUUCUUCCCUGGCGCACAUGGUGGGGACGAUGCCAGGCGGCAUGUCCAGGGCCGUGGAGACCGCCUUUGGCUCGAGCUCGGCCACCAUGGGCCGGCCGUUCGCCUACAGCUCCAACACCAUCGCUGGGCACGCGGUGGGCUUUGGCAUAAAGGGCUGGGAUGGGACGGAGACGGUGGGCAGGAGGAAGAGCUACGGGCACAAGAGGCCCCAGUGCACGGUGCUGGAGCCCAACCAGCUGCACGUCACCCGGGGCCAGAGCCACAGCCAGCACUUCCUGCCCACGCAGCCCUACUUUGUGACCAACAGCAAGACAGAGGUGACUGUGUGAGAGCGAGAGGAGACGCGAAUAAUCUCUGGUUGGAGACGCCGCCUCCUGGGGAGCUCCGGAGGAGGCGGAGCUUCGUAGUCUGAGUGAACGUUGCCUUGAAGUCAGAGCCAACCAAUCAGAUCACGCUUCAGACGUUGACAACAGACAGUACGUACCCGAGGCCAUGUUUGUACAUUUGUGCCGAUGUUCGAGUUGUCUCCUUCUCUGUGAUGAUGUCCAAAGUUAGAGAGUCAGAAACCAAACUUGAUAGCAAUAUCGCAGAUGAAGAGCAAUGUCAUGGUAACGGAGAAAAACCGAGUUAUUACCCAGAAGCCUUUAGGAGAGACUUCCUCAACGAAACACCAAACGGUCUGGAGGAAGAAACGUUCGCUCAUGAUUCACAACCGUUUCUCCUGAGAGCUUUGAAGCAGACGCACACAGAGGUGAUGAUGAUGAUGAUGAUGAUGAUGGGCUUCAGAUUUGAGGUAGACGCAGCAAAAACAGAAAAUUUCAAAUGGUUUUUAAAUCUGAUUGGAUCCCAAAGAUUCAAUCUGUGAUUAAAUCCUCUUAAUCCCUGAGAUCCUUCAGUUUUAAUAAUCUGGCAGCUAUUUUAACACAAUAACUAAACAACUAAACAGGAUGAAUGUUUUCAACCAUAAUGACCUAGUCAAAGUUUAUUUAUGGAGAAACGUUAAAAACAACCGAAGCUGACCAACCGUGGUUAAUGAAGACAGAAUAUCAAACAAAAACGGACGAAAAGUAUAAAAUACAGAAUCUGUGCAGAAUAAAAAAAUCGAGUUUAAAGUGAAGCUUCUCGCCUGAAACAUUUUAAACCAGGGACCAAACAUAAAUUUAAACCUUAAAUUGCUUCAAAGAUUCAUUUUCAGACGGCUGGACUCAUUUUGUGCAAUUUAAUGCAAAAACUAUAAAAUAUUUUUAAAGAAUUGUCCUAACCUUUCUAAACCUCUUAUUUUUCUAUCAGAUCAUUCUCUGAACUCCAGUUUUACCCACAGAAAGAGAGAAAAACCAUCUGGAAGAAUCUAUGUGGGUUAAAUGACUCAAAUAUAAAAAUAAACCCGUGAGUGUGACAAAUAGGCCAAAUCUUCGAAGGGCUUCUUCAGGCCUGUUUGCAUGUUUCCAGCUCCAGCUCUCCCAUCCGGAACGUUUCCGUCUCCGUGGCUAAAGCAGAAGAAAAGUUCAGGUGAGAAGGCAGAAGCACAAACAGCUGCUGGAGAGACAGCAGCGCCGUUCAGGUGGGAGGAAGCAAACAGAGGCGCUAAAAUCUCCUUUUAGACAUGGAGGAAGUCAGAGCAUGUGACAAUCUGCUGAGCAGAAAACCUGUUAAAGUCUAACGUUACUGCCAGCGCCGCGCCGCACCAAUCAGAGCUGCAGAGGAUCACCUGACACUGAGGCAGGAUGUUUCUGACUAACGCUGUGCAACACGCUGCUCCUUCCAGGGUCACAUGACCAACACCUGGGGCCCGACGGGACUAAACCACCUGGGGCCCGACCGAAGGCCCCCAGCAGGAUUAAAACAGGACGUCACUUUACAAAGAAUAUGUUUUCACAUGUUGCUCACCACGACGCAGAUAAUCUGUGAAAAGAUCGAUCUCCUACAUUUCAUCCCUGAGCUGCUACUGCCUUCUGAAGAAACGCACCAAAAACCAAUCAGAGCCAGGAGGAGGGGCUUAGCGCUGUCAAUCAUUCCCAUGUAUUUGCUGCUAAAUGUGCUAGUAGAGGAGAAACAACUCACUGUUACAGAAAAGCUGUUCAUCUUCUGUCAUCUGUGGCUAUGCUAACUAGCAUUAGCAUUCACAACAUUCAUGACGUGUAAAUGGCCAUGAUUGACAGCGCUAAGACCCGCUCACUGAAUCUGACUGGUUGUUUAUGGUUAGCACUGGGAGGCAGAGGAGAUGGAUUAUUCCACAGAUUGUCUCAGAUUAAACUCACAACGUUUCAACAAAUAUAAAAACAUUUUAUAAAAGUUACGUCACUUUAAAACGCGUCACGACUGCAGAACGAAAACCAGAUUCACACUGAGUGGAACCAGAGAGGGUCUGGUCUGCCCCCGGCAGCGGGGCUUUUAUUUUUGCCCCUGGCAGCAGGCAGGCGGAGAGUCGGCGCCGUUUCUGCUCCUGUGUCCAGGACAGACUGAAGCUCCAGACAUCGGCCCUUCGUAACUCGGCCCUUUCUCUCUUCUGAUCCGUUUCUAUUCAUCUUUUCUCCUUUUAUACAGAGAAAUCUGAGAAACUACCUGAGAAAUGUUGUGAGCUAAAAAAGUGUAAUUUUAUUUCACUUUUGUACAACUUCCUGUCCCUUUGAACACGAUGUGGCCUUUGCUUCGGCGGCGGUGACAGAAUCCAUCUUUAAUAUCCACUUACUGAGAAAAUCCAAACAAUCAAAACUAAAUGAAUCCAAUUCAGAUCAAACUGAGAGAAAUUCAGAUUUAACUCCAGACUGGCUGAGAUUCUCCAAACGUUCAUUCAGGUGAAGCUGCUGCAGGAAUCUGGUAUCAGAAAACUGAUCAGUUUUAAUCAAACUGCAGAGAAAAUGUAACUUUGGACUCAAACAAACAACAUGAGAAACGAGCUGCCGGUUAGACGACACAGAUCAUAUUUCACUUUCUGCUGCGUUUGUGUGAGAAUCCAUCUUAAUAUCACAGAACAUCCAGACUCAGUCAGAACUCCAUGAAUCUAAUUCAGACCAGACUCUCUGCAGCUCAUCUCACAGACCGUAGAUUCAGAUUUUCAAAAUAAAAGCAUUUGUUUCCUUCAGGCGAAGCUACUCUUUGCUCAGUUUGACUCCAUCCAUGCAAACAUCCAUUUGGCAUCAAAAAACUUUUAAUCAAACUGUUGUUCUAUUGUAAGUUUUGACUCAUGAUGCAGCCACCACCAUGCUUUACUAUUGAUGGAGGGCAUUUCAGUGCAGAAACAUGAAAAACAAGCUGCUGUUCCCAUGGCAACUGCUUGUUAUACAAAACAGAGACACCAGAGAUGUUAAAACACAAAGUAAGUUAUUUGUGUUUCUGUUCAUUCAGCUGCGUAAAUCCAUCUGCAGCUUCCAAACCCAAACUGAGCAAAAUUAAUCUAAGAAUCUCUGAUCCUCGGGUUUAUUUCCUGUUUUCCUGACGGAUCGCAGCUCAGUUUGCUCCAGACGGAGCGGAAAGGUCAGAGGUCGCUGGAUGUGCAUGAUCAGAACCAAUUGACUGAAGGCAGCCAGGAGGAAACCUGCAGACGUUUUGUUGCUGCGUCGUAACGCCAGAUUACGGAGAGCGGGAAGGAAACGGGGCCAUCGUCGCUCACAAUUAGGAACCGAAACAAACCGGGCAGAACGCCGGGAUCUGCUGCUCCGUCUGGGUCAGAACCGCCGCUGGGCCAGCCAUGUCUGACGGCGUUCAUCAUUCAGACAGGAAACGAUGCUCAGGUAGAAAAGACGCUGGCAUGAAGUCAACCACCGGGACAUUUCCCCAGAAGCUUUUUAUUAUUUUCCUUCCUUCAUUUGUUUAUUCUCCUGUUUCAUCCUGGCAGAUCAACCAAAAUACUGAUUAGCAUCAUGUAGCAUUUAAUCUGUCGUUUAUGGUUUCUAUUAAUAGCGUCACAGAAACAAGUUACACUGAAGCUAAUUUUAGCUGUUUGGGCUACAAAAUUACUCCGUAUUUAACCUUCUGAUACAUUAACGUCAGAGAUGAACUUAAUAUUCCCCUAAAAUGGAAAUUUGGUUUAAAUUUAAGCCAAAAAUUGUUCUAAACAGUGGGUCACAAACGUUCUGCUUAUGU
This is a messenger RNA of Xiphophorus hellerii (green swordtail), 6702 nucleotides long. RefSeq names its product shisa family member 9a (gene shisa9a). Gene Ontology annotation, cellular component: postsynaptic membrane; dendritic spine membrane; AMPA glutamate receptor complex. The record is from RefSeq and is a predicted model, not a curated record. NCBI's taxonomy places the organism in Eukaryota, Metazoa, Chordata, Actinopteri, Cyprinodontiformes, Poeciliidae. Gene Ontology annotation, biological process: regulation of AMPA receptor activity; regulation of short-term neuronal synaptic plasticity. The coding region runs from base 1281 to 2948 and encodes 555 amino acids. The transcript is spliced from 4 exons.